This is a messenger RNA of Brassica oleracea var. oleracea, 859 nucleotides long. RefSeq lists its product as uncharacterized. Lineage: Eukaryota; Viridiplantae; Streptophyta; Magnoliopsida; Brassicales; Brassicaceae. The record is from RefSeq and is a predicted model, not a curated record. Bases 1 to 762 code for a protein of 253 amino acids. The transcript has 6 exons.
AUGAUGAUGGCGAUGAUCGGGAGUAAUAAGGCAUUUCUGAUGUCGACGGCGGCGGCGGCGGCGACGGCGAUGAAUACAUGGGAAUUGUUCAAUUCGAAACCCAACGUCAUCGAGAAGAAGCGUAAUAGGGCAUCGGUUUCUUACGACGCUCCGAAACGGAAGCUCCCGGUUCUCCUCUUCGACGUGAUGGACACCAUUGUCCGUGAUCCAUUCUACCAAGAUAUUCCAGCCUUCUUCGGAAUGCCGAUGAAGGUGCUGCUCGAGUGCAAGCAUCCCACCGCCUGGAUCGAAUUCGAAAAGGGAUUGAUUGAUGAGGAUGAGCUAGCAAGAAAGUUCUUCAUUGAUGGGAGGGACUUUGAUUUGGAAGGGCUAAAGGAUUGCAUUAGAUCAGGAUACUCCUACUUAGAUGGGAUGCAAGAGCUUCUUCAAGCUUUGAGAGAUGAUAACUUGGAGAUUCAUGCUUUCACCAACUACCCCAUCUGGUAUAAAAUGAUAGAAGACAAGUUGAAGCUUUCAGCCUACUUGUCAUGGACUUUUUGUUCCUGUAUUACAGGAAAAAGAAAGCCUGAUCCAGAGUUCUAUCUCGAGGUUGUGGAACAUCUCGGUGUUGAACCUUGCGACUGUGUAUUCAUUGAUGACAGGCCAAGCAACGUCAAGUGUGCAGUAGAGAUUGGGAUGCGUGGGUUAUGUUUUGAGAACGCUGAUUCGCUCCGCAAGGAUCUCUCACAUCUAGGGGUCAAUGUCUCUCUACCCAAUAUUUGAUUGCUACUUCUUGGUUGUAAUUUGUAAAAUACUCUCGAAAAGGACAAUACAUUUGUUUCGGGAAUGCAAGUGAUCAUAAAUAAUAAUAAUUAGAGUC